Messenger RNA from Panicum hallii, 2474 nucleotides. Its product is annotated as F-box/LRR-repeat protein 14-like. The record is from RefSeq and is a predicted model, not a curated record. Gene Ontology annotation, cellular component: SCF ubiquitin ligase complex. Gene Ontology annotation, biological process: SCF-dependent proteasomal ubiquitin-dependent protein catabolic process. NCBI's taxonomy places the organism in Eukaryota, Viridiplantae, Streptophyta, Magnoliopsida, Poales, Poaceae. The coding region runs from base 374 to 2122 and encodes 582 amino acids. The transcript is spliced from 16 exons. Gene Ontology annotation, molecular function: protein binding.
UUCCUUUCGCCUCCCUUCCCCCAUCGCUCCCCCGCGAGAACUGGUCAGAUACUUAUGAGCGCAGCCGCGGGUGAACCAUCCCUCCCCGCUCUCGUGUUCGUGCUCGCAGUCGCAAGCGCCAAGCGGUGGAGCUGAGCCGCGAGGGGGAUAAGCCCAAGCCCGGGUGGCGUGGCUGGGUUGGUGGCUUCGGCCGCGGCGGCGGCGGCCCGCUGGUCUCUGGGUGGAAUGGAGUGGGAGGUGACGAAGGCUUUGGACUUUAAAUUCACCUUAGUUGGGUGAUAAGAUAGUCGCAGUGCAGCUACCAGUUUCUUAGAAGCAAAAUCGUUGAUACCAAGGGAAGUGACUGAAUUUGGUUCAUUCUUGUACAAAAAUCAUGGGGGGCGUCUGCUCCAGGAAGAGAAGCCAAUUGGUGGAUGAGGGAGACUCUCUCCAGGCAUCCCCAAGGUUCUCGAAGACCAGCAGCUUGAAAUGGUUGCUGCUCUCACUACCCCGCACCAAUUCUGAUGUCUCCCGGAAGGGCCAAGGGGAGGGGCCCGGGCGGUGCCCGUCCCUCAUGGAGCUUUGUGUGGCUAGAGUCUGCAAGGAUAUGGACAAAUAUUCUAGUUUCAUGAUGCUGCCGAGGGAUCUCAGCCAGCAGAUUUUCAAUAAGCUAGUAGAAUCAAACUGUCUUACAGAGGCAUCGCUUCAAACAUUUAGGGAUUGUGCUCUGCAGGACAUUUGCUUAGGGGAGUAUCCUGGAGUGAAGGAUGCUUGGAUGGAAGUAGUGGCAUCUCAAAGAAACUCAUUGUUAUCGCUUGAUAUUUCGUGCUCUGAAGUAACUGAUAGUGGUAUAGAUCUUCUUAGAGAUUGCUCAAGCAUACAAAGCUUGGCAUGUAAUUACUGUGAUCAAAUUUCCGAACAUGGCCUGGGAAUGUUGUCAGGACUUUCAAACAUUAGUUCCUUAAGUUUUAAGAGAAGUAAUGGUGUUACAGCUGAAGGAAUGAGAGCCAUUGCAAAUUUAAUUAACUUAGUAAAUCUCGACCUUGAAGGUUGCCUAAAGAUUCAUGGUGGCCUUAUUCAUUUAAAAGAUCUGACAAAGCUGGAAUCACUGAAUCUGAGAUAUUGCAAUUAUAUUGCAGAUUCAGAUAUCAAAUAUUUAACAGAUCUUACCAAUUUGAAGGACCUUCAAUUGUCAUGUUGUAGGGUCACAGAUCUGGGUGUAUCCUAUCUUAGAGGCUUGUCGAAGCUCACUCACUUGAACCUAGAGGGCUGCCCAGUGACUCCUGCUUGUUUGGAAGCUAUUUCAGGAUUGGCUUCAUUGGUAUCAUUGAAUUUGAAUCGUUGUGGUAUAUACGAUGAUGGCUUUGAAAACUUUGAAGGUCUUAAAAAAUUGAAGGUUUUGAACUUGGGGUUUAAUUAUAUUACAGAUGCUUGUUUGGUGCAUCUCAAAGAAUUAAUCAAUUUGGAGUCCUUGAACUUGGAUUCAUGCAAGAUUGGAGAUGAAGGUCUACAGCAUCUUAAAGGCCUUGUGCUACUACAAAGCUUGGAGCUUUCUGAUACUGAAGUUGGAAACAACGGACUACAACAUCUAUCUGGCCUUCGUAAUCUGCAAAGUAUCAAUCUCUCAUUUACUUUGGUCUCGGACAUUGGUAUGAAUAAGAUCUCCAUGUUGAGUGCACUGAAGUCGGUUAAUCUUGACAACCGCCAAAUUACUGAUGUUGGCUUGGCAGCACUUACAAGUCUCACCGGGCUGACUCAUCUUGACCUUUUUGGAGCUCACAUAACUGACUAUGGCGCAAAUUGCUUCAGAUGUUUUAAGAAUCUCAAGUCUCUUGAGGUCUGUGGUGGGUUCAUGACCGAUGCUGGAGUGAAGAACAUCAAGGAUCUGAAAGCUCUGACGCUGCUGAACCUUUCUCAAAACGUUAACCUUACGGACAAAACCUUGGAGCUGAUUUCUGGCUUGAUCGCUUUGGUCAACUUGAAUGUCUCAAACUCCCGUGUGUCCAACGCUGGUCUCAAACACCUGAAGGACCUGCAGAACCUGCGCUUGCUGUCCCUGGACUCCACCAGGGUCACGGCAAACGAGAUGAAGAAGCUCCAGGCGACGACGCUGCCUAAUCUGAUCAGCAUGCGGCCCGAGUAGCUUGCCAGCGGCCACUCUCGAUGCCUGCUGUAAAUAAUCAUCAGGCUGUUCUGUAGAUAGGUAUAGUCCUGGAAGAGCCUGAGGUGAAGGCGGACAUGUAAGUUACAGGUACCGUUAGUGUGUGGCAGGUCUAGUGCUCGGUGUCAAGCGUGCCCGUCGUUUCGGGACGGUUGUAGAACCGGGCGCUUGCUUUGCGCCGUGCGUGCACCCUCCAAGGCGCGACGGGAAGAAACAGAACUGUAAAUAGCGCGCUUCCUCGCCAUCUGGGAUGCUUUGUGCUGUAUGUUGUCGUGUGUCAAACAUGUUAUUUCCGUGUUAAAUUGGAGCUGGAUGUUUUGUGAUCUGGUUCGAU